Molecule: messenger RNA, 1274 nt
Organism: Papilio xuthus (Asian swallowtail)
Lineage: Eukaryota; Metazoa; Arthropoda; Insecta; Lepidoptera; Papilionidae
Source: RefSeq, a predicted model, not a curated record
UUAUAUAAUAUAUACUAGAAAUUGUUAUAAAAUUUUCUUUGUCUAACAGUUAAUAAGAUGUUUUUAUCAUUUGAAACAAGCGUUAUGGAUAAUCUAAACAAGUAAAUUUCAAGUGAACCAAUAUUUGAUUAGAUCAUCACUACUGCAGUGAAGGAAGUUUCACAUGAAAAAGUAAAUGUAUCUUCCUCUUUACAAUGUAUACGAAAAGAGAUGUGUGGUUAGAAUUUCUGUAUCUAAAUUGGGAUUCUUUACUGUACUGCUGCCAUUACUUGCUUUUAUAAUGUGUAUAAUAUUGACAAUGUAUAAAGAUUUUGAUAGAGCUAAUCACACACAUUGCAACGUACCAAAUAUAUUCCCUUCAAUAUCGGCAUCUAUUGGAAAUUAUGAACCCCAAAGAACAAUUUGGAAAACUGCCAUUUACAUCCAUGCACCUAUCAGGUUCUUUAUUAUAUAUUUACGAUGGAAAUAUUAUAGAGAAAUUAUAUUAGACACUUUCAGUGUUAUAGUUAAUGUAGCUGUAUCUUUAAAUGUAAUAGAAAAUCUGUCAUUGGUUGGCCUGAGUUAUUGGACUUCGUCUCUGAAUUACCCAUUUCAUGAAGUAUGUUUCAAGACAUUUAUUGGAACAUCAAUAUUUUACAUGCUGCUAACAAGUGUACUGGUUACUCAGUACAGAAGGAAGUCUCACAUGACUCGUUUAGAGAGAAACUCUGUUAAAUUGAAAUGGAGAGCAUUUUCCAUUAAUGUUGUGUCAUUUACGAUUGCUGCUUACUUCUUUUUAAGACACAACAGACUCUGUGAACCUUAUGUAUACUCUAUGUUCGGGUUUUCUGAAUAUAUUGUUGUGUUCAGCAACAUUGCAUUCCACAUGACAACGGUGUAUGAUUUGGAGAGGAGGAAUAUUUAUCUUAGUACAAGAGGCAUUAGAUUAGAAUAAUAGAAAAUCUAAGAUAAUAGAGAAUACAGCUUUAAAGUGACAGUCAAGAUAAAUAAAUGACAUUAUUAAUGUAUGACAAAAAUCAUUUUGCAGUCUUUUUUUUUAAAAGAAACUUAACUUUGAGUUAUGGCCAGCUUUAUCAUUAUUUAGUAAAUAUCUUUUAAUGGAAAAAAUUACAAACUUCUGCCAAAUAUUUUAGCUAAUUAGUCUGCUAUACAAUAUAUUCAUUUUUAGUAUUAUGUGUACUUAUUAAUAGUAUAAAAUAUUCAAUUUAAUUGAAAAAUUUUCCAUGUCGUCUUCCUUUAUAAAUAGAUGUGUAGAUAGAUUGUAUUAUAUGUAA